Molecule: messenger RNA, 879 nt
Organism: Vitis vinifera (wine grape)
Lineage: Eukaryota; Viridiplantae; Streptophyta; Magnoliopsida; Vitales; Vitaceae
Product: transcription factor BOA-like
Exons: 3
Coding region: 24-590 (188 amino acids)
Source: RefSeq, a predicted model, not a curated record
AUCCUAAGAAAAUACUUCAUCUUAUGGGAGUGGAAGGGCUCACAAAAGAACAUAUUUCGAGCCAUUUACAGAAAUAUCGUCUCUCUGUGAAGCGGGACAAGCUAGCAGUCCAGUCAGUGCUUGAAUUUGCCACCAAAAAGACCACCAUGGAUUACUUUGGAUCAAGAAAUUUUGUGCCGUAUCGAAAUCAGACAGUGUACAAUAUUUCACAUGGGAUUCAAGCCCCAAAGCUGCUACCCCCAACAAUGGCGUCUCAACCAGGAUUCACAGCCUAUAUUCAGAGUAAUUAUGCUACUCCCAGUAAUAUCAAACAUGGGCAAUAUUCCACUCUGCUGUUUAAUCAGCAAAAUUGUAGCUAUCCCAGUAUCAGUCUGCAUGGACUUAACCAGACUGCAAUGGCUCUCAAUGCUGGAAGAGCAAACAAUGGAUGGGGUUUGUUCACCAAUUCCAUCAUGCAGCCCCCACAACCAUGGCUGCUGCCACCACCUCCACCACAAGGGCAAGGAACAGACAAGACCUUUACCGGAGAAGCCGAAGCUGAUGCCUGGUUUUAUAUGAGAAAAGGCAGCAACCAACUGUUCCCCAUGUAGGGUUCUGAUCAUCCAUCCCAGUGGUAGUCUGGAACAAGGUGGUGAAGAUGCCUUGAACUUGGGGACAUACAGUAUCAAUACUCCAUGUGAGGUGGAUCCAAGCUACAACAAAGAUCGGCUCAACCUUGAUAUGUACCUUGGGCAACUGGGUUUUGGAAUAUCAUAGUCUUCCUUUAGCUGAUUUUGGAUUAGGGUUUUUAGUGUUUGAAUGAUUUGGAUAAUGCAUGUACUGGACGUGUUUUUGAUUUUGGAUGUGUUUUGAAUUUAAAGUUUUUGGUGUUUUGCGGUU